CGCACACAGACUGAAGCGCUCAGCUGCUGUGCAGUUAACUGAUAGCUAGGUCUUCCUUGCCAAGCCGGCUGUACCUUUUGCAUUCAAGAUCAGUUUCCUUCUUAGCCUGCCAGAGAACUAGAAACACAGCAUCUUCUUUAGUUUAGUCUAACGCACUCACGGAAAGAGGGACUUGGCGCAGCCCUGCACGGCUAUCCAUUUACCAGAGAUAGAGGGUAAUCUGUAUACAUAUAUGUUAACCCUCUGUGGCAAAUUAAAUAUUGCAUACUUUGCUGCAUUUACUUUAUCUCUUCAGUCUACAGUUCAAAUAGUCAUUCAUUUCCCCAGACUGGGAGCUGCCAAUUAUUUUUGCCAUGAGUUCCAAUCAAACAUUACCUUGGCGCAACCAGAGCUGCUAUCUGGAAGUACAAAGUCUCAAUAUCUCUCAGGUAGGCACAGUUGACUCCAGCUGGGAUGCUUGGAAUGACACAACAGUCACUACAGCAGAGGAUGAUUUGGGGGUGAACACGGACAUUUACUCCAAAAGUCUAGUGACGGUCAUCUACAUUGGGUUGUUCCUGGUAGGAUCGCUGGGCAAUUCUAUAACAGCCUACACGCUACUGAGGAAAAGGACCUUACAGAACCUACAGAGUACAGUUCAUUAUCACCUCAGUAGCUUGGCCCUUUCUGAUCUGCUCAUCCUGCUUAUCUGUAUGCCCAUUGAACUGUACAACUUUAUAUGGGUUCACCAUCCCUGGGCGUUUGGGGACGCAGUUUGCAAGGGCUACUACUUUCUUAGAGAUGCUUGCACUUACGCCACGGCCCUUAACAUCGCCAGCCUAAGCAUUGAGAGGUACAUGGCUAUCUGCCAUCCUUUUAAGGCAAAAGUAAUAAUGUCCAAAAAUAGGACCAAGAAGUUUAUCAGCGUUAUAUGGAUAUUGUCCUUUUUACUGGCUGCACCUAUGAUCUUUACCAUGGGCCAGAGAUACGGCAGCAAGGAGCAGAGUGCAGAUUCCCUCAUCUGCACCACCACUGUUGACAUCUCAACUGUGAAGACAGUCAUCCAGGUCAAUGCAUUCUUCUCGUUUGUACUUCCCAUGACCAUAAUCUCGGUACUUAACACCAUCAUUGCCAAUCAGCUGGUUGUCAUGUUUCGACAAGCUGGUCAGGACCCACAGGUCUGCACCAAUGGUGGGCAAAAAACUAUGCUCAGUAUGUCUGUGGAGCCCACCAGAGCUCAUUCACUUCGUCAUGGAGUUCGAGUACUGAGGGCUGUUGUGAUUGCUUUCGUGGUCUGCUGGCUCCCAUACCAUGUCCGUCGACUAAUGUUCUGUUACAUUCCAGAACCCCUUUGGACCGACUUCCUUUACACGUUUUAUCACUACUUCUACAUGUUAACAAACGUGCUCUUCUAUGUCAGCUCAACAAUUAACCCCAUCCUGUACAACCUGGUGUCAGCCAACUUUCGACAAAGUUUCAUCUCCACACUCACCUGCAUGUGCUUUUCAUGUAGAAGGAAGAAGAAAAGGCCGGCGCUGACAAGGAAGUCCAACAGUAUUUCUAGCAGUCACACGUUCUCCAGCCACAUAACCAAGGAGACGUUAUACUGACAGAGUGAGGAAGGAGUGCCAAGUCAUGGUCUUAUAAGAAGCGGCAUAAAUGUAAACAUCAAAAAGUAUAACACACAUCUUAAUCCAUGGGCAACAUGUCAAAAAACUGUAAAACAUGUCUUUACCAUUGGCAGUGGCCUAGUUCCCAAGCUUCUCGCUGCUGGUCUUGAGAUAUGGUUGUAAGUCAUUUUUGUGAUAAAGACAUUGUUAUCAGCAUCAGUUCUUUAAGUGAUAGUUGUCAUUACGGUCAGCAGACAGGCCUGCAGGUGUUGUACAGAAUUACAGAGCUCUGCAAAGAGAGAUAAAAGAGCUGUUCUACUUACCACUACAAAUAGCCUGAGCUGUAAACUUUGUGACCUAGGAUGCUUAAUUAUCCUCGAUUGAUAUCUGUUUGACUCAUGUUUUUUAAAUUAUUUAUUUCCAUAAAAACUAUUUUGCUAAUAGAAGGGCACAGAACAUAGUUUAUUUAGAAGUGAACAAUAUAAGUUUAAACAUAAAGACUGAGACAUAAUUUCUUCAUAAUAUACUUAAUAAGGAGCAUAUACAAUUUAUUUAACAGUUACAAGAAAACAACAGCAGAGAACAAAUAAUUGCUUUUUUUCUUUUCCUCCUGUAAGUUAAAUGUGCCACUGAAAACAGACUUUGAAGUUCAUUUAGUUUGCACUGUGCAGACCUAGGCAUGUAUAAUGUUUAACUACCUUUACAUUACUUAUCUUCAAACACUGCCCUAGGGAGUUUCUUUUUUCUACUCCCCAAAACACCACCAGAAUCCAAUUUCUAUUCAUUUGUUUGUUUAUUCAUUCAAACAUACAUGCAUCCAUUCAUUAAUUUUCUAAUUAUCCAAUUAUCGCAGUUCUGGGUGGGGAAGGUGGAGCCUUUGAGCCACUGGGCACAAGGCAGAGAAGCCAAUCAUGAAUCGGAUAUUUGUGUAAAGGAUGCAUGCACACACACACACACACACACACACACACACACACACACACACACACACACACAUGGGCACAGUUUACUUACAUGUAGUGUGUAAUCAACCUGCAUGGAAAUAGCUCUUGAGGUAGUCUUACACAUGGCUAUAUGGUAAUCGUUGUUAGUAGUUUACCUUAACCCAUUGUGUCAUAGUGUUAGUCAUGGGCCUUUUAGUUAGAGUUUACUUUUGAUAACCCUCUGUGUAUGUGUGUGUAUAUCUAUAUCUGGCUAGCUGUCGAUAUAUAUAUGUGUGUGUGUGCGUGUGUGUG
This is a messenger RNA of Protopterus annectens (West African lungfish), 2824 nucleotides long. It is a transcript of the gene NTSR1, whose product is annotated as neurotensin receptor 1. Gene Ontology annotation, cellular component: plasma membrane. NCBI's taxonomy places the organism in Eukaryota, Metazoa, Chordata, Ceratodontiformes, Protopteridae. Gene Ontology annotation, biological process: neuropeptide signaling pathway. Gene Ontology annotation, molecular function: G protein-coupled neurotensin receptor activity. The record is from RefSeq and is a predicted model, not a curated record. Bases 354 to 1589 code for a protein of 411 amino acids. The transcript has 4 exons.